Molecule: messenger RNA, 2831 nt
Organism: Helicoverpa zea (corn earworm)
Lineage: Eukaryota; Metazoa; Arthropoda; Insecta; Lepidoptera; Noctuidae
Gene: mlt
Product: tubulin-specific chaperone cofactor E-like protein
Exons: 8
Coding region: 315-1712 (465 amino acids)
Biological process (GO): protein folding
Molecular function (GO): alpha-tubulin binding
Source: RefSeq, a predicted model, not a curated record
UGUACACAAGCUGGCGGUAGUGUGCGGCGGCACAGGCAAUAGGCAUUGCGUCUGUGCAAUGUAUUGAUGUAAACAUUCUCUUGUCAUUUUAUUUCAGUGCGUUUGGAGGAUUGUAUGGAAAUCUCUUCAAGGCGCAUCUGAAAAACAUGUGAACAGCUGUUUUCGUUCAUUUUAAAAUUAUAGUGAACCCCAAUGUGUGUAUUUUUAUUGAGGCAUUUUUUGAAAAUUAAGCGUCAAGAAAAGUGCGAUAAAACUCUUUGUUUAUAGAAGUGUGGAAAAAGGUAUUAAAACAGGAAUCAUAGGUGUCCACAAACAUGCCGUCGCUCCUAGAAGCUCUAGAGCGCAAAUAUGGCGCGAAGGGCGAAGUGAACCCCCCAAUAGAUGACAUGCCAGUUGCUAUAUUCGUGCCGAAGCGCUCCCCUCGGCUCAGCGUACCUACGCUCCUGGUGCUCAAUGAUUGUGACAUCGACUGCGCGGGAGACGCCUGCGCCCUCGCCGAUAAGUGUGCCGACGUUGUCGAACUCGAUAUAGCUAAUAACAAGCUCAGCGAGUGGGAUGAAGUUUUUGCAAUACUGGAACAAACGCCGAGAGUAAGAUUUUUAAACUUGAGCUUCAAUCGUCUCUCAGCCCAAAUUCAAGCGGCACAAACUCUUCAGCCGCGUUGGGAUUGUCUAAGCCACCUCAUUUUGAAUUCCACGUACGUUGGUUGGCCGAGUGUCCACUCGUUACUCAAAGUUCUACCAGCUCUGGAGGAGUUGCAUUUGAGCCUUAAUGAGUACACUUAUGUGGACCUGUCUGGACAAGAAGUCAAUGAGAAAGAUCAAUGUGAGGCGUGCUCCCGGCUCAACGUCGAUGUCACGUGUGAACCUGUCCAUGAGCAGCUGAAAAAACUUCAUUUCUCCGGAAACCACGUCAGCAGUUGGCGAGAGAUCUCUAAACUAGGCUACGCCUUCCCGAAUUUGGAAACCCUGCUGGUUAACGACUGUCCCAUUACGACUUUAGCUCCAGACCCAUGUGAGAAAUGUAGUGACGACAACGGAAAUAAAAAGAGCCACGAUGCCUUCCCACACCUCCGCUUCCUAAACCUGAACAAUACGGGCUUAGCGACGUGGGACGAGGUGGACAGACUGGCACAGUUUCCUGCUCUCCGGAGUUUGCGAGUGCAGGGCUGGCCAUUAUGGGAACGCGUGGAAUCCACAGAGCAUGAGCGGCGGCUGUUACUGGUAGCUCGACUUCCUCACGUGAGGACCCUGAACGGUGGUGGCGCCGUGCCCAUCGAAGAACGGGACGCGGCCGAGAGGGCUUUCAUACGGUACUACAUGGAGAAACCGGAGUCGGAUCGGCCCGAUAGAUACUGGGAGUUGGUGGGCGUCCACGGCAAGUUAGACCCGCUCGUGUCGGUGGACCUGAGGCCGGAGAAGCGCGUGCAGAUCACCUUCACGUGCGGCGACAACAGCGAAGUGCGCACCGUCGAUGUUUACAGAACUGUAUCUGACCUAAAAACAAGACUAGAGAGGAUGGCGGGUUUCCCCGCCGCUAAAAUGAGACUCUUCUACGUAGAUCAAGAACUUCGGGACAGCCAGCCUUUUCAGGGGCCUGAGGAAAUGAAGUACCCCACAAAGCAGCUGUACUCGUACAACAUCAGGUCAGGCGACGAGAUCAUAAUUGACUGCAAACUGAAACACUCUAUCUCCGUCAACUCGACCGCGUGAGACGAGCGACGCACUACAUGUCGGAGGCAUUUCUACCAAAUGUACUACCUACUUAUACGUUACCUUCUUUGAGGAACUAAGACUGAGGUAAGGCCAGUCUUUGGAACGUGUAUUCGAUAUAACUUAAUAUUUUUUCUAACAUUAGAAAAUACAGUACAUAUUUUACAAAGUUACGAGAGAUGCAACUGACAUUGUAAUAAGUGAUAUUUUUUUGCCUACAAAUGCCAUUUCAUUAUGUAUUUUCGUGCUACUGUUCGUCUUACUAACGUUGAUGUAACAUGUAUUGAGUUUAGUUAUAUUUUUUGUAAGAAAUUGUUUCUGUUUUCUCCAUGUGGAUUAUUUUAGAAGUGAUAUCGAUCGCAAAGUAUUAUAAUAGUAGAAAAUAUCAACGGUUGUCACAAAGCAUUUAGUUUUAAGAAUUAUCGCAAGUUUUGAGCUUGAUAAAACUAUUUUAUUUACAUAAUUAUAUAUUUUUUAAUAGCACAAUUACAACAUUACCUUACAUUGCUCUGAAUCAUGGAUUAUUUUUAUUACAAAAUUAAAGAGUAAAUUAUGAUCGCUGUUUUGACAAGUAAACAUGCCUUUGUUUGUUUGCAAUAAGCAACUGUGAUAAUAAAUUUUAGAUUACAAAAUCUGAGAUUGAACUACAUAAUAUUAUGUGACAUUAUUUUUGCAUAUUUAUCUGUAUAGUGCUUUAUACACAGCAUCUAUCUUUCGAAUAUUACUGGGUGUUGUAAAAGUGCUUUUAACAUUUAAGUGAUACUAACUGCCAUUUCGAAUUAUGAAAUAUACACCUAUUGUGUCUUUUAGAUUUAAUCCUAAAACGGUUUGGGAUUAUAAUGUGAAAAAAUAACUAGUAUUUUGUUUUUGUUUUAGUCUUUUUGGUACUUUUAGUGCCAAAGAAAUUAUUCAAUUUAGAAAUUCAAUUCUGCAGCUGCCAAAUUUUUUGAACAUUUAAACUACAAUUUUUACAUUUGCAUUAGCAUUUUUGCACCAGCCCUGGGUUAUAAUUGUGAUAAUUUCGUUGGAAACAAAAUUAAUGUAGUGACAUUUUUAAUUUUAUCCCUUUAUAGACUUAGAAAAUAGUAUCAAAAUGAAAAAUAAAUAAUUGUAUCAAAA